AUGGUGCUGCCAGAGCCAAUGUCGUCGCCACAGCUCAAGUACGAGGCCAGCAGCAAGCGGUCCCGCGCUGGAAGCCAGCACUCGCCUCUGUCCUUCCUCACUCGUUCCGCGCUAGUGCCCGACCAGCCGCAAUCGGCGCCUUUCAUGUAUGGUCGGGGCAGUACUGGCGGUCCAGCCAUGUCCAGCCCUCGCGGGGUGAGCAGAAGGGCGCUCGGUCGACUCUUGCCGCUUUCAAUUGCUGCGGUCGUCUUGAUUGGCCUGCUCUGGCAUUCGUCGAGUAGACAAGACACUGAAGCCAAGCCGACUACUUCAGCAGCAUGGCAGAUCGUUCUCGACCGGGAGAAAGCCGUCGCGUACCUCAAGCAAUCGCUAGGGCUCAACGAGUCCUCCUCGGCGUCUGCCUUGCCGGGAGGGCCAGAGCACUACUACGAUGCAGCAGGCCAGCUACGCUUCAGGCAGAUCAAACCGGCCAAGCAUCCCAUCUCAAUCUUGAUUGACCGCGGGAGAAGAGACUGGGAGAACAAGCUCAACCGACAGAGCAAAACGCUCGACGAGGCAGUACGAGAGUACAAGCGUAGAUAUGGUCGCGCACCGCCGCGAGGGUUCGAUAAGUGGUACAAAUAUGCGCGCGAGAAGGACCACAUCCUUGUGGAUGAGUAUGAUCACCUUUGGAACGACAUCGAGCCCUUCCUCGCCCUUCGAGGGCCAACCGUCAAAGCGAGGACGGCCAAAGUCGCGACGGACCAGAAUACCGUCACUGCUUCGUUUGACCCUCAAGCGCCAGCUGGCAAGGGUCUCUUCAUCACGCCCAACCGAGAAACGCUGCGAGACCAAGCACCCCUUCAGCAUGGUCGCGCUUAUCAAGUCUUGCACCCUCUCGAAGAAAUUAUACCCGAUCUGCCAGUCGCGUUCAAUAUGACCAUAUCCGAGCAGGAUUCUGGCUUCUCCGUUUUGCCGUAUGAUCAUGUACACCACCUGCGCAACCUCGCAAGGGGAGGCAAAAAGACUGCCGUCGAAGACAAAGACGGCUGGAUAGACAAGCGUCCCCGAGACGAUUCCCACAUUGUCCGUAUGUGUCCCCCAGACUCACGCAUGGCACUUCUCGACGCACCCGUACCGCCCGGCGUGGGUCAAUACGACGUACCGCCCUUUCAUUCGUACAUCUAUGAUCACGCAGCAGCACAAGACACGUGUCACAAUAGGGGUAUCUAUUGGUAUCAUAGCGCUGGCCGCAUCACCCAGAAUAGACAAGAGCUCCUUCCCAUGUUCGUCUGGUCAAAGGCAAGAUCUCAUAACGAUCUCACCAUCCUCGCCGAAGAUCAGUACCAGCCUCGCUAUCCUGGUCGAGAUCCCGAAUGGGACGACAAGCCGUCUGCCAAGCUGGUCUGGCGAGGCUCUCUCACUGGAUCUGCAUUCGCUGUAGGCAACGAGAACAGCUACAAGGGCUCGCCAAGAUUCCGGCUCAGCCAUCUCGGCGAAGCACGCAGUGGCGGCAGGGAAGUCGACAUCGAACUCGAAUCCGGCGGGAUUGACACAAUCGUCGUCCCACUGCGCAACCUCACUGAGCGCUUCCUCGAUCUCGCAGUCACAGGCCGGCCAAUCCAAUGCGACGAGUCUGUUUGCGAAGAGCUGAAAAAGCUCAUCAACUUUGCUCCGAGGAUGAACCACGAGGACCUCAUGCAGCACAAGUAUGUUCUCGAUGUCGACGGAAAUGGCUGGUCCGGCCGGUUCCACAAGCUCCUCAGCAGCAACAGUCUCGUCAUGAAGAGCACAAUGCACAAGGAAUGGUGGCUCGAUCGUCUCACCCCUUGGGUACACUAUGUGCCUGUCAACGUUGACUACAGUGAUAUCUACAAUCUCAUGGUGUACUUUGAGGGCAUCGAGGGAAGCGUGCCUCAUCGUGACCAGGCUCGCUCUAUUGCAUCAGAGGGCGCCGCUUUUGCGCGAGCGCACUGGCGGCAGGAAGACAUGGAUGUGUGGAUGUACCGCAUGCUUCUGGAAUGGUCACGGCUGUACAGCAGGUCUGACAUUGAUUCGUUCGACUAUGUUGAUUAA
Molecule: messenger RNA, 2055 nt
Organism: Mixia osmundae IAM 14324
Lineage: Eukaryota; Fungi; Basidiomycota; Mixiomycetes; Mixiales; Mixiaceae
Product: glycosyltransferase family 90 protein
Exons: 5
Coding region: 1-2055 (684 amino acids)
Source: RefSeq, a predicted model, not a curated record